This is a messenger RNA of Aspergillus caelatus, 900 nucleotides long. RefSeq lists its product as uncharacterized. The coding region runs from base 1 to 900 and encodes 299 amino acids. The transcript is spliced from 2 exons. Lineage: Eukaryota; Fungi; Ascomycota; Eurotiomycetes; Eurotiales; Aspergillaceae. The record is from RefSeq and is a predicted model, not a curated record.
AUGCUUGUCCUCAUCGCUGGUAUCACCGGGUUUGUUGGUAUCCCAUGUGCCAGGUCCGCAUUUGCCCGUGGCCACAAAGUUCGGGGCCUGGCUCGCAAUAUCAACAACGUCCCGGAAGAUGUUCGGAACCAGCUUGAAGGCUUCGAGACCUUGUCGAGCCCUUAUGACAUCGCUGCCAUGGACCGGGCCACGAAAGGUGUUGAUGCCAUUAUCUGUUCCUUUGCUGCCAUUCCUGAAAUGUUCAUGGAAUCGCAAUUGUUGCUCCUCAGGGCAGCCGAGCGAGCUGGAGUGAAGAUCUUCCAUGCGACCUCAUGGAACUACGACUGGACGCUUUCUCCUGGUUCACACGAGCUUUACGAUGACAUGCGUGGCUUCGCCCACCAUGUGGCGGUCAGCUCGACCAUCAAGCCUAUCUAUAUGUUUACCGGUGCAAUCGCGGAGUACUACUUCAAGCGAAGCCCAUAUGACUGGGAUCCGGACACCAAGACAUUCAACUUCCACGGGCCUUCUACAUUCCCCACUCGAUAUACCACCGCGGAAGACAUCGGCAACUAUGUGCUUGAGGCUAUCACGGCCCCAGAUGCGGCUGAUGGAGGCUUUAUCCGUGUCCAGAGCUUCGAAGCCUCCCCCGAAGACAUCGUCAAAGCAUACAAUACUGCGAGAGAAGGUCGCACCACUGCCAAGCUUAACUGCUUAGGCUCAGUGGAGGACGCAGAGAAUAAGCUGAAUGAGGGAAGAACUAAAAAUGGGAAGAGCGGUUGGUAUAACUUCAUUCGGUAUAUCUAUCAAUAUCAUAUCCCGGCCCGGUCUUGGGAUUAUGAGCCGGUGGAUGUUGCGCGCUUCCCCAACGUCAAGCAGACUAGCUUGGAGGAAUUCUUCCGGCACAACCCUGACGUAUAG